Molecule: messenger RNA, 725 nt
Organism: Nothobranchius furzeri (turquoise killifish)
Lineage: Eukaryota; Metazoa; Chordata; Actinopteri; Cyprinodontiformes; Nothobranchiidae
Product: cytochrome c oxidase subunit NDUFA4
Source: RefSeq, a predicted model, not a curated record
GUGUGUGUGUGUGUGUGUGUGUUCGUGUUCUCUUUAAGAACACCAUGCACGCCUCAGUCUGUAGUCCAGGUGUCCAGAUAUCCAGCAGGAGAGAUUGGCUGAUCAGUGGAGGAGUGCGCGUGUGUGACUGUACGUGCGCGCGCUGCGAGCCUUUAGGUGAAGGUUCUCUGCGGCUGUGCGCGCGCCGCCCUCAUAGAUAUUUGCCUCUGCUCACACUCAGAAGAUCCUGAGCCAUGUCCUUUUUUUCUGUCAUCGCCAAACAAGUGAAGACCCAUCCUUCUCUGAUUCCCCUUGUCUUCAUCGGUGGAGGGGCAACCAUGAGCAUGCUGUACCUGACCAGGCUGGCCCUGAAAAAUCCUGAUGUCUCAUGGGAUCGUACAAACAACCCUGAGCCCUGGAACAAGAUGGAGCCCAAUCAGCAGUAUAAACUGUUUGCUGUUAAUAUGGAUUACUCGAGUGAAGAAGAUCGGCCAGACUUCUAAUGUUCACAUCCCACUCGUAUGAGAGGCUUUGCACUUUUUUUGGGGGCAAAACAAACAUCUCUGAGAUUGAAUUCAUGUUGAAUAGAUCUAAUUGGUAGUUAACAUCUAGUACGAAAGAAGACAUGGCUUGUCCACAUACGGAAGACUAUAUGAAUAAAAGCAGGCUACCACCUGCUUCCUGUUUGUGAAAUACUAUCUUUGUGUUUGAUUUAUUAUCAAUAAUUAAAAUUAUUACAGCUGUGA